AUGAGGCCAUGGGGAUAUAUACGAUUCUUAUGUUUACAAGAUUCAAUAGACGAAAGGCAUAAAAAUGUACUUAAACGACCAAAGCAAUUAAAGCAAUUAAAAAAUGGACAGCCAAAGAAUAACAAGCAAUCUGAAAAUAGACAGCCAGAGAUUAACGAGCAAUUAGAAAAUGGACAGCCAAAGAAUAACAAGCAAUCUGAAAAUGGACAGCCAAAGAAUAACGAGCAAUUAGAAAAUGGACAGCCAAAGAAUAACAAGCAAUUAGAAAAUGAAAAUAGUAAAUUGAAAAAUGAAAUUAGUGAAUUGAAAAAUGAAAUUAGUAAAUUGAAAAGUUUUCUUCGUAGUGUUUAUAAUACUAAUCU
Racocetra fulgida is the source of this 362-nucleotide messenger RNA. The record is from the annotation of a GenBank genome assembly. NCBI's taxonomy places the organism in Eukaryota, Fungi, Glomeromycota, Glomeromycetes, Diversisporales, Gigasporaceae.